Chinchilla lanigera (long-tailed chinchilla) is the source of this 2242-nucleotide messenger RNA. Its product is annotated as E3 ubiquitin-protein ligase RNF114. Gene Ontology annotation, molecular function: ubiquitin protein ligase activity. Gene Ontology annotation, biological process: ubiquitin-dependent protein catabolic process; protein polyubiquitination. The record is from RefSeq and is a predicted model, not a curated record. NCBI's taxonomy places the organism in Eukaryota, Metazoa, Chordata, Mammalia, Rodentia, Chinchillidae.
CUUUUGCUCUGCAUGCCUGCAGGAAUGUCUGAAGCCGAAGAAACCUGUCUGUGGGGUGUGUCGCAGCGCUCUGGCACCUGGCGUCCGAGCUGUGGAGCUCGAGCGGCAGAUCGAGAGCACAGAGACUUCUUGCCAUGGCUGCCGUAAGAACUUCUUCCUAUCUAAGAUCCGGGCCCAUGUGGCCACCUGCUCCAAAUACCAGAAUUACAUCAUGGAAGGUGUGAAGGCCACCACAAAGGACGCAUCUCUUCAGCCAAGGAACGUCCCAAACCGUUACACCUUUCCUUGUCCUUACUGUCCUGAGAAGAACUUUGAUCAGGAAGGACUUGUGGAACACUGCAAAUUAUCUCAUAGCACGGAUACCAAGUCUGUGGUUUGUCCGAUCUGUGCCUCGAUGCCCUGGGGAGACCCCAACUACCGCAGCGCCAACUUCAUAGAGCACAUCCAGCGCCGCCACCAGUUUUCCUAUGACACUUUUGUGGAUUACGAAGUCGAUGAAGAGGACAUGAUGAACCAGGUGUUGCAGCGCUCCAUCAUCGAUCAGUGAGCGGCACCCUCUGUCCAUCUCCUGCUGUAGAGAUUCCAUCCUGUGUUAGGUCCGAAACCUUUGACUCCUGCACCUUAACUGUACAACAGACCUGGAAUUGAGCCGUGGCACCAGGACAGAGUCACUUUUGACGGGGGCAUCGGGUCUCUGGUUUGGAGCCCUUGUUUGUUGGGCUCUUGCCAAAGCUGUACACCUCACUGUUAAACUUUGUUUGUCACACAGCCCUGUCCUGUUGGCUCUCAGCUACUUCUGGGAGCUGCUGCUUCCUCUUCUGGAAGGAAGUCCAGCUUCUCCACAUCCCCAUGUUCUUACUUCACUCUUGUUCCUCCUAUCCAGUGUUGAUCUCUCAGGUCCUCCGAGCCAGCUGGGACCUUUUCCACGUCACGAAUAGCACAAAGAAACCAACGGCCCCUUCCCCUGGCCCUGGGCUGUGCCAACUGCGACACAGCGCGCCUGUGCUGCCAGGCUGCUUGCCAGGUCCUUCCAGGCGGCUGCACUCUGGGAAGCAUUUCGAGCGCCCCCUUGGGGUGAACAUUCUAGCUUUCACAUGAGCUGAUACCAGAAGUUUUAUUAGUGAUAUUUUCCUACAACCUGCAUAUCCUUAGAAUGAACUGGUUCGUCUUAAAUGCCUGCAUGGUGCCUUUUCAGAGUAAGGUAUGACUGUAUAUUUUCAGUGAGGUGUUUGUAGGUUAGGGAAGUUAAAAUGCAUUUGUCCGUAAGUGGAGAGGAGAAAGAUCAGCUAAGCGAGAUAGGAGGGUCAUAGUUCUUUGGUUCUGGUUUUCAAGUAAGGACGUAUCUUCAGAUAGCUGAGUCCUAUUUACCUCUGUUUGGGAGCUUGCAUACAUUCUUGUCCUGGAGCAUGAAAGGAGUCUUCAGAUGAUUAAGGAGAAAGUUUUGAGGGUUCUUUUAUCUUCUACUUGGUAACUUACAUGAGCAUUAUUUUCCUAUCACAAAUGCUUUCCUUAUAGCACUGAUUUCCACUUGUAAAUCUGUUUUAAACCCUGCCUUUCAAUGCCGAGAGAGGCUGCUAUUCACCCUGUGUCUUUUCUGAGAAGCCCUGCAGCGGAAGGCAGCAUCUCUGACGAGCGGUUAAUAAAAGCCGUCUACUGGAAACUUGCUUCGGUAGCAGCUCAAGAAGCCUGAGGUUGCACAUAUCUUACAGUGUUAGUAAGUAAGGUUCAGAGCUGUCAGCCUGAAGGCGCGUAGAUCUCAGUUCACUCUCUCACGUCACACAUUUCUAGCCUGAACGUGGCGGUGUUUCUGAUCUGAAGCUGAGGUUGAGAUAGUGGCUUGGGCCUGCGCACUGCUGCCCUGGGCCCUGCCUGCCCACCGGGAAGGAACGUACCACAGACGGCCGGUAGCCGGCAAGACAGGGUCGUUCGGGGCUAUAGGCUUUGUGUGAUGUGUUGUGCUGGAGAGGGUGUUAAGAUCGGCUUCUUCACUGUCAUUUCUGGGAAAGUUGCCGCCGCCCUCCCUGACUGCAGUCACCGCUGGAAGGUGGGGGGAGGUUUGCCGAGAUGAGGCUGAGGCAGCGGAGGAGCGCGUCCAUCCAUCCAGCCGGUGGAACCAACAGACCUGCUUGCUUGUUUCAAGUGCACUUCACGUAUUUCUAAGAUGACUUUCCAGAAAGCAAAAUUUGUUAUGUUCUGGCUUUUGAAAGGUGAAAUAUAAAUAAAUUUCAUAAUUUAUCCAGUU